CUCGCUGACCCGAUCAAGUGCCAGUGAACGACCGUAAUGACUCUCAGGAUCAUCUUCUGGACCUCUUUAGUGGCAAUUCUUGGCGUUUUAGCCUACAGGGAGCUGGAAGUUGUCACUGUAGGAUUCUCGCUAGAGCCGGUGUAUAUACCAGCAAAGCGGUCAGAUGUGUUUCGAAUUUUGAUGGAUGAACCAGAAUAUUUGGUGAUGACUCACCCAAUGUGGUAAGAAUUUGAAUUCAGCCUGAGGUGGGGUAUUGGUCUAUAUUCUGGUCAUGAUGGUGGUUCUAAAUUUUAUUUUCUAUUAUUAUUUUAUUAUUAUAAAAUUAUUUUCACUACUACUUAUUUUCACUACUGCCUAAGUAGUGCACAUCACUGCGAAGAUCACUUUCAUUCAUGUCUUUAUCCGCAGUUCAAAUAUAUGACCUUCAUAUAUUCUUAACCGUCUAUUCAUCACUUCACGAGUCUAUUUAGAACCACCAUCAUGACCAGCUCCCAGUUGGCUUGUUAGCUCAGUUGGUAGAGCGCUGCACCGGUAUCGCAGAGGUCAUGGGUUCAAAUCCCGUACAGGCCUGAAUUUUUUCAGGCCUUAUUUUCACUACUGCCUAAGUAGUGCACAUCACUGCGAAGAUCACUUUCAUUCAUGUCUUUAUCCGCAGUUCAAAUAUAUGACCUUCAUAUAUUCUUAACCGUCUAAGGUAAUUAAGUAUUAUCAACUGAGUUGAUACCGUAAAUAGUUUAAUAAAGUUGAAGUUACGAGCUCUAGGCCUUCGUCAGAGCGAUCAACCAAGGUAACAACUGUAUGGCUCAAAAGUUUAUGAAAUGGCGCGGUGAUGAUGAAAGUGAUACUGAUAAAAUUUCUUUGACAGAAAAGGAGAACUUUUUGUUUUAUUUCCACAUAAUAAAACAGUACUAUACCUAUCAUAAUAACAUUAAAAGGCUUUGACCCCAGAAAGUUAGUCUCGACCAUAAGUUGGGUUUGAAAGACUGGGAACCAAUGUGGCAUUUGUGGGAUAGUUCAUGAAUUUUUACACGACAUGUGUUCCUUUUUUUCGGUAUCGAUUGCUGUCCCUCUUGUCUCAAAUCUUUCCCUUAGAGCAGACGCUUGCCUUUAGAAAAAUGUUAACGAGUACUAGUAUUUUCCUCCUGGGCUUAAAGUUUCUUUUUGCACACGCGAAAUAUCAGGCGACGUGGGAGUCGCUUGAUUCGCGGCCACUUCCCUCCUGGUACGACGAUGCGAAGUUCGGAAUUUUUAUGCACUGGGGGGUGUAUGCUGUUCCGAGUUUUGGCUCCGAAUGGUUUUGGUGGCAUUGGAAAGGAGAAAAUGAUCCAAAAUACGUUGAGUUUAUGAAAAAGAAUUAUCGUCCGGGUUUCUCCUAUGCCGAUUUUGCGCCGAUGUUCAGGGCUGAAUUUUUCGACCCUGAUCUGUGGGCGGACAUGUUGGCUCGAUCCGGUGCCAGGUUUGUGGGACGAUUUUUUCAUGAUUUUUUUAAAGGUUGCCAUUCUUUUAAUACUCUCAUUUAUAGAGUGUUUCUUUAUAGUACGAAAAUUGGGCAUUUCAAGCUUUCCGAAGCAGUUGAGACAAGCUGAACUAAGAAAAUUAUGCAAUAUAUGUAGUUAUCUUUAGAAAUGGUUUCUAAAAUAGGUGGUUUUGUAAUAAGUACCUGCAUCACAAAGGGUUCUCAACUUGACCUAUUUUCGUAGAUUAAAUCUCUUGGUUUGAGAGUUUUGAGGAUUUGAUUAAAUAUGCUAUAUUCAGCUUCAGCAGACAUUCCUUGAUAUCUGACAGAUGUUAGUUCCAGUUUCAGCAUUAAAGCUAUUCGAACAAAAUCUGCUGAGAGCGCAUUUUCUCUUAAGAUUUUUUUGGAAGUGAUGAUAUUAUAUAAUUUUUUUUAAUGGGUGACAAGUCCUUUUACUUAAUCAAGUCUUGUUACUCUACAGACUUGUUCUUUGCAUAGUUGAUGACUAUACCAUGGCCAACAGUCUCAAUUUAUCUCUAUAGUCUUAAGUAGGCCUGGGAUAUGCAGUGUGUGUACCAGGCUUGUUGGCUCAUCCCUCCUCCCAUCUCAACCAUGCUCAACUGCUCAUUUUCUGUGAUGGCAAUCUCUACUGCCAAUUAAGUUUGUGAUAAUAUCCCUUCUUCUCUAUGGGAAUCAUUGCAUAACUCUCAUUUUGCAAAAGUAAACUUUAUUUUUAAGAAACUAACAUAUUCAAGUAGAAGGAGCUUUUCUUUAGGAGAGAGGAUCAACAACAUAAAGUCAGCUACUACUUUUUUAACAACUAGGCUGGAAGAAGUAAUGCCUUACUUUUAUAAUUAUUUUCAUCUUUGAUAGAUAUGUUGUUUUGACAAGUAAACACCAUGAGGGCUGGACAAACUGGAGGUCAAAUGUUUCUUGGAACUGGAACUCCGUCAAUAAUGGUCCUCAUAGGGAUCUUGUUGGUAAGCAAGCUUUUGGUCUCAACUUGGGCAUUCUAUUUCAUGCUUUUUGUAAUCUUUUUGUAAGGCCAGAUUUACUUUGCAAUCACCUAAAGUCACACUGAACAUUUCCAAGUUGGUCCUCCACAACCAAAAUGGCACUUUCUUUAAAGUUGCAUUUGUGCCACUGUAUGUUUUGAUAAAAUAGGAAUCCUUCAUGUUAGCAGAUACAAAAGAAAAAGCCAGACCUAUUAUAGUGCACGCUCAGAUCUGAUGCCCACCAUGAUAUUGUUCUUGAAACAUUGUGCAAAAAUAACAUGGUCAUUUUAUUUGUCUUGAACAGGUGAUCUAGCAUCAGCCAUUAGGAAGCGCACUAACAUCACAUUUGGUUUGUACUAUUCCCUUUAUGAAUGGUUUAACCCUCUUUAUCUGGAAGAUAAAGAAAAUAAAUUUGCCACACAGACAUAUGUUGAUGUAAGUUGAAGUCUUAAGGAUAAAUUCAGUUUUAAUACUUGAACUCCCAUAAGUGACCAGGACAAAGUUUCUCUUUACGAUAACAGUACACUUUCAAGCUGAUGGGUGACGAGAAUAAAGAAAAAAAAUCAAUUAAAGGAUUAUUAGUUGAUUCAGUACCAAAUUUUCUUAACUAACAUUAUAGGAGUUGUGGGGCAGAUGGUAAAGAGAACUACUGAUAAGAUCGUGUGAGUGAAAGGGUUAACCCUUUAACUCUGAAUAUCUGAUUGUGAAUUCUCCCCACUAGCUGCUAUAUGUUUCCUCAUAAGUAAGUUGCAAGAAUUUGGUGUCAGAUUGAGAGAGCAACUUGAACCUAAUAAGUUUGAAUAUUCUCAUUGCUUGUUUGCUGGAUAAUGGUUAGAUAUUUUAGGGAGAAGUUUCUUUUUAAAUACUCCUGGGAGUUAAAGGGUUAAAUGAACAUUUUAGCACUGUUUUAUUUGUUUUUCUGAUCUUGCAUUCUCCCUAGCUACAUGUAAAUCAUGGAUUUGUUCUCAAGGCUGUCAACCUCCAAACCUAAUAACGCAUUUUUGUAUUGAUGUGGAAUAUUUUCUUAAUAAGAUAUUGACAAGGCAGUUUUUUUAAAAUAUAUGUUUAUUGUUAGAUGUGGAAUGGUAGACUGUGCAGUUUUUUCUGUACUGUUACUUUUAGUUACACCAUUAUCCUGGUACAGUAAUUUCUGGCUAUUUACCCGUGUGGCAGAUUACCUGCAUCUAUCAAUUUUUGCAAUUGUGACAAAAAAAGUUUAAACAGAUCACCUGCACUGGCAGAUAAGCUGCACCUAAGAACAAAAGAAAAUCGUCAACUCACACAAAGUUCUACCAUUGUUUUUGUUGACAUGAUAUCCUUUAGCAUGCAAUUAAUAAAUUUUCACACUUCCUGUUCUCGAUGUUUCUUAUAGAAUGAAUCAAAGAAAUGGCUUGAAACAUGAAAAUACUCUUUAACUCAUGGCAGUGCUAGCUAAGAAAAUUUCACUGAUGUGUCAAAUAUUCUGUCAUGCUGUUGUUCUGUAAAAUUAUCUUAUUACCUGCACUUUCCCAUAACUUGCACCAACAACUGUCUGUGGAAAAAUUAACAGAUUACCCAUGGGUAAUUGGCUAGAAAUUAUGGUACUAAAUAUCUGAAUGAAACUCCUGGAUAAUAUGUACUUUCUGUUUUUUAAUAAAGGAAAUUAUGCUACCUCAGAUGUAUGAUAUUGUAGAGACUUACAAGCCAGAGUAUAUUUGGUCAGAUGGUGACUGGGAAGCUAGUGAUUCUUACUGGAAGAGUAAAGAAUUUCUUGCAUGGUUGUACAAUGACAGGUAACAUUUUAUUGCAGGAGAACAAAAUGACAAAAUUUUAAGGUGAAACCACCUGUAAAAAUUAGUAAAUACUUAGUUUAGAGAAUUGCCCUCAAAGUUAUCUUCACAGGUGGUUAUUCUUCUUAAAAAUAAAGAAUUUACUCCAAAAUGUUUGCAAACUUAGAGUUUUAAAAUUCAUGACUGUGUCCUGUGUAAGAAUCUUCUGAUGUAAUCACACAAUACAUGUUUGCAAGCUUAAAGUUUUAAAAUUCAUGAUUGUGUCCUGUGUAAGAAUCUACCAGAAGCAACCGGCAUCAAGUUGUGAUUAACUAGACCAACUCUGGCCCCAAGGCCACUUAACAUCAAACAUGUACUGUAAGGAACCUACUUUGGGACUUUCUAAGCACAUGACAGUAAUAUAAGUCAGUGGGUUAAAGUGAAUUUCUCACACUUUAUUUUCAGUCCUGUUAAAGACACUGUGGUGGUGAAUGACCGCUGGGGUGUUGGUGAUAGGUGUCACCAUGGUGGUGUGUUUACUUGUGCUGACAGAUAUAAUCCAGGUAACAUAUCUAAAAGUAUACACAAUCCCUUAAUUGUAUUUUCAUAUUUUUUUGUUAAAAUUAUAAAACUUUUAUAAUUUUUCUCAAAAUUUUAGAGGCAACAUUACAUUUUGCUGUUGAUGGAGUGUAGAUCUUAAUAUCAGAUUUAUUAAAAAGGUAUUUCCAUCCAUUUUCAGGUGUUUUGCAGAAACACAAAUGGGAAGAUGCCAUGACAGUUGAUAAAGAUUCAUGGGGAUAUCGAAGAAACACAAUUAUCUCAGACUUUCUAACUAUGGAUAACCUGACCAGUAUCCUUGCUUCAACUGUGAGGUUAGAAUCUUAAAAUGUUCCUCUUUUCCUUGUGUCCUUUCCCUAUCCAUUGUGGUUCAGGUGCCUGCAGUAUUUACUCCAGCUCUCAUUGUUGCUCUUUUUGUCAUCCCCUCACUCCUGAUUCCUCAUAUUAAUCACUGUCUUUUCUCUUUUCUUUUAUCACUAUUGACUUUCCUCAUGAUUAUUUUUCAUAAUGUCACCUUUCCUUACUUUAAACAAGUGAUUUCCUUAGUCUAGUCUACAGAAGUUGGCAUAGCUGGUUAUGGAAUAAAACUAAUCAUGAGACAAUUUUCCCUGAGGCACAAGAGAGCUGGUCUGAUUUUUUAUAGUCACUAAUUUAUUAAAUUAUUUUUACUCUCCCUCUGAACAGUUGUGGUGGUAACAUGCUGAUGAAUGUUGGCCCAACAGCAGAUGGUCGAAUUGACCCAAUUUUUCAGGAACGUCUUGAACAAAUGGGAGACUGGCUGAAUGUUAAUGGGGAAGGUAUUUAUGGAACCAAGCCUUGGCGAGUUCAAAAUGAUACCUUAACCCCUAAGAUAUGGUAAGUAUUAUUUUCCCAAAGAAUAAAAGUCAUCUCUGUAUUUCAUUACAGAGCUUAAAAAAAAUUACCACCUUUUCCUUUUUCUGUCAACGCACACAUCAAGCUUUAUACAAAUUGCUAGUAGUAGUGUUAUGCCCAAUGUGUGAGUCCUGGGACUCAGAAGUUUGUACCUUUUUCUUGUUGGUCCCAUUAUUUUUUCUUUUCAUAUUAAGAUUACAGUGCUCACAAUGUAUCAAAAGUGAAGUUUAUUGCAGAAUUGAAUGUACAUGUACAGCAAGUAGUGGAGCAAAACUUAAGUAAAUGUAAUCCAAAAGAUAAUUGAGUUAUUACUCACCUUUACUCUGAUAAACCUGGAUACAUAGAUUGGUCUGUUACAACUUUUACUAUCUUUCCACAGGUACACCAGCAAACCUGGGCUGACAUAUGCUAUUGCACUGGAGUGGCCCAAAGAGGAGACACUAUAUCUUGGGUCACCUGUGCCUGCUGAGAAUGCAACCGUUAAUCUGCUUGGUCUACCAGGAGUUGAGUUUCCUUGGAAGCCUCUUUCAGAAAAGGGAGGAAUGAAAAUAAUUAUUCCACCCCUGUCUGCAUCUGACCUGCCCUGUCAGUGGGCAUGGGUGUUUAAAAUGACUAAUGUCAAAUAAAAAGUGCGAGAAAAUACAACUGCAGGCCUUAUACAUAACUAGAGGCAUUAAAUUGGGAAUCAUAAGUAUGUGUAGAAGUAAUGUCCUUUUUU
Molecule: messenger RNA, 6348 nt
Organism: Pocillopora meandrina
Lineage: Eukaryota; Metazoa; Cnidaria; Anthozoa; Scleractinia; Pocilloporidae
Source: the annotation of a GenBank genome assembly